Molecule: messenger RNA, 318 nt
Organism: Aureobasidium musti
Lineage: Eukaryota; Fungi; Ascomycota; Dothideomycetes; Dothideales; Saccotheciaceae
Source: the annotation of a GenBank genome assembly
AUGCCUCGCGACGGAUCUGGAGCUGGUGACAACGCCAUUGAGGCUGGUCACAACAUUGUCCACGGUGAUGCUGGCGGUGUAAGUCUCGACAGAUAUUUCAAUCUUCGUCCUUCAAAGCUGACAUCCUCAACANNGGCCGCUUCCACCGGUGUCGACCGCAGCAACAAGGCUGCCCCCAUGCCCGAGGUCGAGAAGGGUGACAGCCUUGAGGGCAUGAACGCCUCUGGCGGUGGCCUUUCCGGCGCUACCCUCACCUCCACCGGCCAGGGCGGCAACAAGGAGCCCUUCGUUGAGAAGGAGGCUGAGAAGCACUCCUAA